UUCAUUAAGCGAAUACCUUCCAAAUAAUUCGACACUCGACACUGCGACAAUCAACACGACAGCGCCGGACGAUAGCCAUGGCUCCCAAGGUGGAUAACAAGCAAGGCAAGACCAAGCCCAGCGACAAGGCUGGUGCUGCCGCCAAGGCAGUCAUUAAGGGUGCUGGUGCGCACAAGUCUCGUAAGGUCCGCACCUCUACGACCUUCCACCGCCCCAAGACCCUUCAGCUUUCCCGGUCGCCCAAGUACCCCCGCAAGUCGAUCCCCCAUGUCCCUCGCCUCGAUGCGCACAAGGUCGUCCUCUACCCUCUCAACACCGAGAGCGCCAUGAAGAAGAUCGAGGAGAACAACACCCUGGUCUUCAUCGUCGAUGUCAAGUCCAACAAGCGUCAGAUCAAGCUCGCCCUCAAGAAGCUGUACGACGUUGACACCGUCAAGGUCAACACCCUCGUCAGACCCGAUGGACUGAAGAAGGCCUACGCCCGUCUAACCCCUGACGUUGAUGCUCUGGACAUCGCUGCCACCAAGCUUGCCAUCGUCUAGAUAUUUUUCAUUUAGGGUUUGGGUGAAUUUUUAUUUUGCGCGGUGGUUCAUAAAUAUCAGUCAUAAAGUUAGCUGCCAAUGCUUGAAUGAGGGCUGAAUGAUCGUUUCCAAAAAA
This is a messenger RNA of Aspergillus neoniger CBS 115656, 657 nucleotides long. RefSeq names its product 60S ribosomal protein uL23. Gene Ontology annotation, cellular component: cytosolic large ribosomal subunit; ribosome. The transcript is spliced from 4 exons. Gene Ontology annotation, biological process: translation; ribosomal large subunit assembly. Bases 78 to 542 code for a protein of 154 amino acids. NCBI's taxonomy places the organism in Eukaryota, Fungi, Ascomycota, Eurotiomycetes, Eurotiales, Aspergillaceae. The record is from RefSeq and is a predicted model, not a curated record. Gene Ontology annotation, molecular function: structural constituent of ribosome.